This is a messenger RNA of Suillus fuscotomentosus, 825 nucleotides long. RefSeq names its product P-loop containing nucleoside triphosphate hydrolase protein. The record is from RefSeq and is a predicted model, not a curated record. Gene Ontology annotation, cellular component: cytoplasm. Gene Ontology annotation, biological process: tRNA wobble uridine modification; tRNA methylation. Bases 1 to 825 code for a protein of 274 amino acids. Gene Ontology annotation, molecular function: GTP binding. Lineage: Eukaryota; Fungi; Basidiomycota; Agaricomycetes; Boletales; Suillaceae. The transcript is spliced from 2 exons.
AUGGCACGACUUCGUUCAAUAACACUGGACCACCAGAUCAUCUUUCUUCUCGAAGGCAGGCCUAAAAAUAUUGUACUCUUUGGGGAGACGGGAGCAGGCAAAAGCUCACUCGUCAACCUCAUGGCAGGAAAGGAGGUAGCACACACAUCUCCUGACAUGCAACGCUGUACGUUGCAGUGGAAAGAGUAUACUAUCGACUUCGAGGGUGCCUCGUAUAUGGUUUUCGAUACCAUCGGGCUCGAGGAACCGCAACUGGGGAUCAAAGAAUACCUCGAGUCUGUCGAAAACGCCUAUAAGCUCGUCAGGGAAUUGGAUGAUAAAGGCGGGAUCGAUUUGCUUCUCUUCUGCGUUCGCGCCGGCCGAGUCACUGCUACGCUUCAAAGCAAUUACCGGCUUUUUCACGAAUUCCUCUGCGAGAAGAAGGUUCCAAUUGUUCUUGCGAUCACGAAUCUCGAAAGAGAGCAGAGGAUGGAGGAAUGGUGGGAGAGAAACGAGUCCACCUUCGACAAGUAUCAGAUAAAGGUCGCGGGCCAUGCAUGCAUCACCGCCGCCAAUAGAUUGGACGGCAGACACAAAGUUCUUUAUGAACAAUCGCGCACCACGAUCCGUAACCUUGUUAAGGAAUUCACUGCUGACGGGCAGAAGCAGGCUUGGACAGGAGGGCACAACCUGUUUGUGUCGUUGAUGCGCAGGCUGAAGGAGUUACUUAGUGGGGGUUCGCAUCUGACAAGGAAGGAUCUUGUCCCUCAUCUCACGAAGCGUUGUGGUAUAUCUCCAGACGUUGCAAAACAGUUGGCUAAUAUGAUCAAGCAAAAUGUAGCUUGA